Molecule: messenger RNA, 2500 nt
Organism: Toxotes jaculatrix (banded archerfish)
Lineage: Eukaryota; Metazoa; Chordata; Actinopteri; Toxotidae
Gene: spata7
Product: spermatogenesis associated 7
Exons: 12
Coding region: 167-1975 (602 amino acids)
Biological process (GO): protein localization to photoreceptor connecting cilium; protein localization to photoreceptor outer segment; microtubule cytoskeleton organization
Cellular component (GO): photoreceptor distal connecting cilium; ciliary basal body; axoneme
Source: RefSeq, a predicted model, not a curated record
GGGGAAGCUUUGCUCAGCCCCUCAUCUUCUUAUAAGCUAGUAUUAGGUUGUUGCCAUUACGUUACCCGAUUAUGUUACAGCGUUAAAAUGUUUACAGUUAAGUACACUGUCGUUUCUGAAUGUAUCCAAGCUCUGCGGUCGCUGGCCCGGAAUAUUUCCGAGGAAAAUGGGAUACGCUGAGAGUAACAUUAUCAUGGAAUCGAGAAUAGGAAGUGUGUCGUCUGGACUGGGGCGCAGCCCUGGUGUGAGAGGACAGACCUUGAAAAGUAGUCCUUUCUGCCCUCGCUCCUCCAGCAAGCUGACACAAUCCAUCAUUAAAGACCACAUGGUGUCUCAUUACAAAAAGGUUUACUCAGCUAAAGCUGCCAUUGAUGCCUCGGUACCCAAAAGCAUGAUACAUAGUGUAAAGUACAAUGACCAGAUCAGGCAGGAUCGCUUGAGGAAAGGGGGUCGUCCUCAGUCAGCUCAUUCUCUCUCACAGAGGAAUAGCAGAGCCUCCUGCUCCUCAUCCCAGAGUAGAUUAUCUGUACAGUAUGAUGACAGCCCAUACCUCUGCUCGAGGAGUUCACUGGUCUCCAGCCCAAGGUUCAGCACCUCCUUUCAUGCUAAGGAGAUAGUUUACCAGUCACAUAAACCAGACCAUUCUCAUCACAUUCGUCCAGCAUCAGAAAUAAAGUACCAGAGCUCAGAGUCAGCUUUGCACAGAAAGCAGUCAGCGUGUUCACUGGCAGCUUCGGGAGAUCAGAGUUGCUACAAGACUUUCCAGGACCCUGUCCAGAAGACAUACAGCGGAGACUUGCUCCAGAAACACUCACAGCACUUUACCCAAGACAAACCUUUCACCCCUAAGACCCUGAAAUCAGAUAAGAGUUCAUACCUGGCAAAAUAUCGCUACUACAGAGCACCACGAGGGAAACCUACUCAGGACUCCACCAACUCAAAUUUGAUGCGUCAGGAGACAUAUCACGGACGAACAAAAACUAAGGAAUACACGCAGGAGUUUGAUGAGCCAUCUCAGGGAUUUAUUACAGAGCAUGAGUGGUCUGAAGAUGAGUUCAAUGGCACAUAUUCCUCAGCAUCUAGACAACAGAGUCGAGUAAACAAGAGCAGAGACCAUUAUUUCUUUGACUCCUCAUCCAGGGUCUCACCAGAAGGCGGAAAAUCUCCCAUUAUGAAGAAUGUAUCUGCAGAAGAAGAAGAAUUAAUGUACCUCGAAUUUAUUUCUGCUGUAACAGAGGAUAUCUUGUCCAGGGGCCACAUCUCUGGCAGGGUUCUCGAUCGGGUGAUGAAGCGCCAUAUUGACAUGAAUCGGCAUCAGCUUGAUGAGGGUAAAAUGCGCCACCUUCUGGAAGUGCUGCGUAAAGAUUUUGAAGAGCCAACCAACAUAUCCACCUCUAGUACAGAACUUGAAAAAAGGGAGAACGAUGUGCUUGAUUCACUCCUCCCUCAUCUGGAAUCAGGGGGUAAACAAGCAAAGACCAAAGAAGACGAUGACCUGUUCUCCUAUGCGUCACUGAUUAAAUACUGCGAUUCACCAGAGUACGCUGACGCCUUAUCAGUGUCUACACCCAUAUGUUCUCCUGAAAGGAGGGCUUCACCAACAGAAACAAAUGAAAAGGACAAAGAGAGUGACUAUCAGGAAAAGGGCACUGGCUCUCCUUGGCUCAGUGAGCAUGUUAUCGGUAAUACAGUAAUCAGUGAAGAGGACGCCCAACACGAUCAAAUAGGUACAAUUUCAGCAAACAAAGAAGCCAGCAAUGAAAACCAUGACCACACCACUGUAACAAGUGAGGAAGGAUUUCAUCAAGACCAAGCUGAGGUUAUUUAUGACAGGAAAUCUAAAGAGCUUGAAGAUCUGGGAAGAAGUUUGUCAGAGUCACUUCAUGUUUCCAGCAAUACACACAGUCAGAAUGUGGAGACUGUCAACGAGCAACAUACAAAUACAGUUGUUUCUGAGAGUGAUGAUGAGUUUUGAUGUAAUUGGGGGUUGAAAGAGAUUUAAUGUUUUUGUUACCAGAUGAGUGUUGCCCCAGAGAGUGUGUUGUUGUAGUUAUUUUAUUUUUUAGUUAUUUUAUUUUUAGUUAUAUUUAUUUUUAUUUUUUUUACACCUUUUUACAAAAGCACAGUGAAAAUUUCACAUUAGCAACCAGAGUUCUGUGAGUAAACCAGAGACAUGAAUGUGUCAUUUGGGAUGUUGUAAAAUGGGCACAUACUUGAGUCAUAGCUGUUGAUCUACAAUUGAUGACCAAAGUAGAGCAGAUUUUCAAAGGGUAGUUCACUGUACUGCACUGAAAUCAGAUGUGUGGAAUUAGUGGUUUCCUUUAGUUUGAGUGGAUUGCAGAGUAUGUCCAGUCUCAUUCACUAUGUAGCUGCAGUUUUUUUUUUAAUUUCUAGAAUACAGUUUUGUUAAAAAGUUAUAAUUGUUCAGUGUGCUUGACUUGACAUAUGCCUCUGACAUGUAGCUGCUAGGAGUUGACUGUCACAAGAAAGUGACUUUACA